AUGGCUUGUCUCAACAUCAGACCAGUUGAGGCACUGAUCGACGAGAGAAUUUCUAUCACAGUGAAUGGUCUUCGUCCACUACAGCGUGUGACAGUGCAAGCACUUGUUGCAGAAGGAAGCAGUGUUGACAACAUGGGCCUGUUCUGGAGUAUGAAGUCUGUUCCAGGGGUGUCAAUGAGCCCUCUUCUUAGACAGGUGGAUGUGACAACACCUCUUCUCUUCAAAAUCACUGUCAUAGAUGACCACAUCCCAUUAUCCAACCUCACGCUUCCAAAGACAAUUGUGCUGACGACAGGCGAGUUAAAACGCUGGUACAAACUCGAGGUGAGUAGGAUCGUCGUACGUGAAGCUUCCCUAAGAGGAAGUCUCUUCUUGCCCGAAGGUGACGGGCCUUUUCCUGGAGUGAUCGACAUGUUUGGUGUUGGAGGACUGGUUGAGUUUCGUGCUGCACUGUUGGCUUCUAGAGGUUUUGCUGUCUUUGCGCUAGCCUACUGUGGAUACGAUGAUCUCCCAAACUCAUUGUCCGACCUUGAGAUUGAUUACUUUGUUAAUGCUGUUGACUGGAUGGCUUCCCAUCCCUUUGUACUGGGUCCAGGUAUUGGAGUGGUCGGAGUCUCUAAGGGAGCUCAACUAGCCUUCUUGCUUGGCAUGACCACUGAUAAGGCGUGGACGAAUAAUGCCCAAAUAUUGUACUUGUGUGGUGACGAUGAUGAGACAUGGUCGACUGACUAUGCAAGAAAAUUCGUAAAGAUGAGUCCUGAAGAAAAGAGGAAAAACAUUGAACUUGUCAUCUAUCAGGGAGCAGGUCACCUCAUCGAACCACCAUUCAUGCCAGUGUGUAGAGCAAUAACUACCACAAAUAUGCCGGUAAGCCUAACGCUGGUGAUGGGUGGACAAGUUGAAGCUCAUGCUGCAGCCCAAGAGGAUGCCUGGAAAAGACUUCUCGACUUUCUUCACAAGCAUCUGUCACAGGAGCAUCACCCUCUGUCGAUUGUAACUGACACAACACUGGAUUGUUCCCUGAAAAGACUUUGUUCUUAG
Molecule: messenger RNA, 1041 nt
Organism: Haliotis rubra (blacklip abalone)
Lineage: Eukaryota; Metazoa; Mollusca; Gastropoda; Lepetellida; Haliotidae
Product: acyl-coenzyme A thioesterase 1-like
Biological process (GO): fatty acid metabolic process; acyl-CoA metabolic process
Molecular function (GO): fatty acyl-CoA hydrolase activity
Source: RefSeq, a predicted model, not a curated record